AUGGCUGAAGAUUCAGAGUUUUGGGAUGUUAUCUGCGAUGGACCCUUCGUCCCUAUGAAGACCAGUGGUGACCCAGCAGUAACAGUUCCCAAAAAAAGAAAGGAAUUCAACGAUGCCGAUCGCAAGGCCAUAGAGAAGAACUCAUGUCAAUCCGCUAAGGAGAUCUGGGAAGCUCUCCAAACAGCUCAUGAAGGGACAACUCAAGUCAAGGAGUCGAAAAUUGAUAUGCUAAUCACAAAAUAUGAGCUCUCCAGGAUGAAGGAUGAUGAGUCCAUUCAGGACAUGCACACUCGCUUCACCUCUAUCAUCAAUGAGCUCCAUUCUCUAGGAGAAAUUAUUCCAAGGAACAAACCUAUCAGGAAAAUACUUAGCGUAUUACCUAGUUCCCGGAAAAGCAAAAAAAAGAAGGACAAUGAUAGAAGAGAGCCCAAAAGGGAGAAAAACCUGGUACUCAAGACAGACAACAAUGAAUCAAGUGGUGAGGAUGCUGAUAUGGCUUACUUGACAAAGAGGUUUUAG
This is a messenger RNA of Nicotiana tabacum (common tobacco), 519 nucleotides long. NCBI's taxonomy places the organism in Eukaryota, Viridiplantae, Streptophyta, Magnoliopsida, Solanales, Solanaceae. The record is from RefSeq and is a predicted model, not a curated record.